Messenger RNA from Aspergillus campestris IBT 28561, 2970 nucleotides. Its product is annotated as putative cytokinesis regulator (Byr4). The coding region runs from base 1 to 2970 and encodes 989 amino acids. Gene Ontology annotation, molecular function: GTPase activator activity. Gene Ontology annotation, cellular component: mitotic spindle pole body; SIN/MEN two-component GAP complex. Gene Ontology annotation, biological process: mitotic spindle orientation checkpoint signaling; regulation of Ras protein signal transduction. The transcript is spliced from 2 exons. The record is from RefSeq and is a predicted model, not a curated record. Lineage: Eukaryota; Fungi; Ascomycota; Eurotiomycetes; Eurotiales; Aspergillaceae.
AUGGAGCCAUUAACAUUUCCAUUUCACCACCGUGACGAAGAGUCGAUUGAGUGCUGGGACGAUGACGAUGACUUGCUAUGCGACGAUAUCCAAUUGCGAGCCGCGUCAACUGCUACUUCUGUAACGAAUUCAUCCGUUCGCCGCUCGGGGCAUCGAGAUUCAAUAUCCUCACGCCUUUCUGCACGCUCCGACCUUGAUUCCAACCCGGGCGGUGAUGAGGACUGGCAAGUUCCUCUUGUGGCUGGCGGGGACAUUGUGAGCGAAGAAGCCAUUACGUCUGCUCGGAACGCGGGAAUCCCACUACCUUCGAAUAUUUCUGGAUCGGCCCUUGUUGGCGGAACUAUUAGACGUCUCGGGAGUAGGAAGCCUAAGAAAUGUUUGAUUGAUGAUUGGUCUGAGGACGUGGAGUUCCCAGGCCCGGAAAGUGUUCUGGAAUUGAAGAGUCCGCCAAAGGGAUCUUUCCCAGAAUCUAUCCGGCAGGUCAACUCUCCCACAAGAAGUCCGAUAAAGGGCUCCAAUCCCGCUUGCUGGGGCGAUUAUCAUACCCCGUCAUUCCCAGUAUCGGCACUUACAGUGCCGCCUGGAGACCAAGACAAUGAAGAAGACGGCAGUCAAGAUGUUCCUACAAUCAAAAUGGCGAAGCCUCGAUCCCCUCAUACGAGAGAUCCAGAGCGAAGACCUUGGGAUGACAUACCAAAGAAUCUGACUGAGGAUCUAGAAGACGACUUUGAAUUACCGGAAGCCUUUGACUUUCGACUUCCGCACCGAAAAGUCAACCCGCAGGGUUCAAUCGCCGCACCAGACGACUUGGACGUCGAUUGGUCUGAAGGCAGUAUUGGGGUUCGAUUCGGUGGCACUGGAAGAGACCACCGAUCGAACCCAAGUUCCUCUGUCUCUGUAAUCAGUCCCAGCGCCUCCAGUUGUCUCACCGGUGAAAGUGACGAUGAAGGCCUUGAUGGUCUUGUUAUCCCAGAAGGCCCAUUGAGUCUGGGAACGCCUCUGAAUCAUUCCCGAGAACCAAACACUGCAGUCGUGGACAACUCCGUGUCAAACACAAAUUUCCAGGACCCAGUUAAAACGGAAGACUUCUUCUCGGAUCUUGAGAUUGGCGAUCUCGACCCUUUCAGUCCCAGGAAGUUUACAGUCAAUCCGAAUGUCAAAUGCAAGAAAGAGCGCACAGACGGUUCGCCACGACGUUCGGCCACAACACUCACCUUUACGAAUACAACUGGGUCCCCAAGGACACGGAUUCCCCGUCUCUCCAACCACGAACGACAACAUUCAACCCACCUCGAAACCGUCUCAGAAAGCGGUGCACCACUGGCCAAGUUUCGGGCGUCUCAAUUCCGAGGCGACCAUUCCUAUCAUUCCUCUGCGCCUAGACAUUCUUCUGGCUCUACAUCACCAUCACCAGGACCCUUGACCCCAGCCCGACGGCUAGUUGGCACCCGGAUAUCGAGAGAUGCGCCGGUCGACAAAAGCGCCAGUGGCGGGAAACGAUUACUCAAUACAAAGAGAUCGAUGCCAACAAUGCGACACAUGCACCACACAACAUCAACAUCAUCUCGAGGUCCCCCUCGCAAGGAUGUGACGAACUGGUCCAAUCUUUACGCUAGCGGGUCUAGAAGCCCUGUUGACCGCGUAGGAAUUGAUACUAAAGCGGUUGGCCGUAAAUUACAGGCACCUUUCAUUCCAGCCGGGGCUUCUGAAAGACAGUCUCAUCACGCCAGCCUCAAAACCUAUCGACACUCUCGCCGAAGCGACUCGGAAGGUUCUAAUGACAUCUGUUAUCCACAAGGGCCUUCACCCCGAGUGUCCCGUCCGAAUCUCCGUGGGAGUUUGGGGGGUAGCUCCAGUGAUUUAAGCCCAGAGACCGUGAUGUCGAGCGCCUCACGAACGCUUACUCGGCCGGCUCGUCGGCGCCAUUUCGGCGAUGGCACAGAAUUGGCUUCCUUCGAUGAUUUGCCCACAUCUACUUCCGCUGAGAGCAAGUUCAUGAAGCAACCUUCUGGGCGAGGUGUGCCGAGAUCAUUCAAAAGCAAACUCGAGCGGAGUAACCCAGCUCCGCAGGGAACGGAUGUUCCUCGUCAGCAAGUACAACAAGCACAGCGUACACCAUCCAAAACAGGUGAUUUUACUCCGCGAUUUGCGCGCGAUACAAAUGCCUCGAGAAACGCCAGGGAACAGCGCAUUGCUUCGAUGACGUUUAACGUGAAGAAUCGUGAGAGCGACCUUUCUGAUUCUUUCAACGCGAACUUCAAAGCUCAGAGUGCCUCGCGCGUGCCGUCGGGUACAAGGACUAUCCGAAGCAAAAAAAGCCGGCCUCCUGUCGGCUCUAAAUCCAAGCCCCAGCUAAUCAAGCCAAUGGGGGCCGGUGUUCAGGAGCCCAAAUCUAUGAACGGCAUGCGAUACAACCCUAGCACUUUUCGUUGGGAAGGAAAUGAGAACCUAGUGCAGGAGUUUGAAACAAACUCGCCCAAAACGCCAAAGCCAGCGCCAGCGCUCAUAACCAACAUAGGCGCGAUGCAAAACGUACAGGUAGUUGGGGGGAUGAUCUUUGAUCCCCAGCGGAUGUGUUGGCUAAGGCUGGCUCCACUGCAACCUGGAACCAAGGGCCUGGUAGCGGUCCAGGAUGAGGACGAUGUUUUCGCUGGUCUUGACGACCUAGAAGAAAAAGGGAGGCUAUCUGGCGGGCGAAAUUCGGGUGCACAUGACGACCCUGGCCUUGGUGGAAGCGGGGAUGAUCGGAGUUGUGGAGGGUCGUCCGACGAAUGGCCCAUCACGGAGGAGUUCGACGUCGGUCCAGAAUUUGUCAAACGUCAGCGUGCAGAGGAAGACAAGUGGAGACGCAAGGUCGACAAAUGGACUACGUUCGAUCGUGGAGAACUCGGAGAUGGGUGGAGGUGGACCAUUCGAGAUUUGGUGGGAUUUGGCAGCAAUCUCGGGGCUCGGAGACUGAACGACGUAUGA